Acanthaster planci (crown-of-thorns starfish) is the source of this 2216-nucleotide messenger RNA. Its product is annotated as histamine N-methyltransferase-like. The record is from RefSeq and is a predicted model, not a curated record. NCBI's taxonomy places the organism in Eukaryota, Metazoa, Echinodermata, Asteroidea, Valvatida, Acanthasteridae.
CAAUUAUGCAGUCUACUUUAUCGAGUUUGUUUCAUGACACGGACCGCUACUUGCUGUCACUGAAAGCGUUUAGUGCAGCGUGCGGUAAAUUCGCCAUAUAUGACCAAUGGGUAGAGACCAUCUUCCAACAGACCGUGGUGCCACAGUUAAAGGGUGCGCUUGACGAGCAAGGAGAGCUUCGAGUCAUGGGAGUUGGUAGCGGAUCUGGCGAAAUGGAGUGCAAGUUGUUCGUCAAAUUUUUACAACACUUCCCGCGCAUCAACAUCUGUGCAGUUGAGCCCCUUCAGGAGCAGCUCGUCAAAUACCAGGCAUUGACGAAAUCCAAGACUUCUGAUUUACGAGGUGUGAAUUUCGAGUGGCGACAGCAGACGAUCGAGGAAUACGAGAAGGUGGAAGAGCCUACUAAGUUUCACUUCAUUGUUGCAGUUCAUUCUGUGUACUACUUUGACAACUUGGAAGACUCACUGAUGUAUCUGCACAGCAUACUUGAACCUGGUGGAGUUACAGUGGUUGUUAUUAUGUCAGAUGACAGUGGGUAUUUCCGAUACUGGGACCACUUCAGACCUUUCCACGACAAGUACAAUUUCAUCAGUUCAGCAGAUGUUCGCAGCAUCCUAGACCGCCACACUAUACCGUACUCGCAGCAACACCAGCCGUCCCAUGUGAACAUCACCAGCUGCUUCGAUGAUGCGUCAGAAGAAGGUAGCAUGGUCUUGGAUUUCCUAAACCACGUGACGAGGUUCAAGGAGUCGGCGACCGAGGAUUUGAAGCAGCAGGUGCUGGAGCGCAUGGCGAGCAGCGAGUGCUCUGAGACGAGUGGAGAUGAGAUCCUGUUGAAUAACGACUGCGAUACAAUAAUUAUAAGCAAACCAAGAUAAACGGGCAGUAUUCAAGCAAAUCAUCAUGGCCGCUGUUUUGCGCUUUUGUCCUCAGAUUCGUGUGUCAAUUUGCGUGUAUACGCUUGUCUCGAUAGCGUUUCCUCAAGAAUUUACGAUAUAAAACUUGACGCUUUGAGCUCGAGCUAAGGAAAUGUAUUCAAAUACUGACAGCUUUGAGUGUAGUACAACUAUAAUCUCCCGAGACCUUCCAUGGAGAACUCUUUCACAAUGGACCCCUAGUUUUACGACACCAAGAGAUAAAGCAGUAGAUAUUUGCUUUAUAACACUUCUCCCACAUAUUCUGCUUGAUUCAGCCGAUAAAUGAUUAUUUGAUCUAACUACAUGUUAAAGGAACAUCUAUUUGAAGCUGCAGAUGCUGGAGUACCUGGCAAGCAGCGCGUGUUCCAAAACGAGCGGAAAUGAGAUCGUGCUACAUAACGAUUGUGUUAACGAUAAUCAUUAGCAUGCCAUUAAAAUGAUGGAGUAUGACAAAAGUAAGAAAGCCCCUCUCCCCCGAAAAAAACAAUGGUCUCAUAGUUAAACAAAAUUAAACUUUAUUUUAAAAAGCAACCAACAUAAAAAGUAAACAAAUAUUUACAGUUGUAUAAAACUCUGGAGAGAGCUCGAAAGUUAAAGUGCUGCCAUUGUAUGUUUUGUAUCUUAGAGGGGCAUGACAGCACGUUUUCCUGAAUAAAACCUAAAAGGCUGACCUCCCCCUUGCAGUUUUGAAAUAUGCUCAGCCUAUGAAAAGCAACAGUUAAUGGGCUUUCAACGCCCCCUUUAGAAUAUUUUGCAUAGACAGUUGCCCCUUCAAAACUUUUAAUUUUGUCAGAAGCAAUAUGGUUCGAAAGGAAACCGCCAAUUGUGAAUAUUGACGUCAGUAUUCGCGAUUAUGGAUAAAGUCAUGACGUGAAAACUGAUGUCAAUAUUGGCUAUUUCAUUUGACACCCAAUUUCAACAUCAAGGUUGAAAUAUUCACAUUUGUGUUCACACGGGGUCUCAAAAUAAUAUCUUGAACUGUCCGAAAGAUAUUGAACAAUGUUCAUGUAUUGAGUUAAGAUUUUUGUGUGCACUCAAAAUGUACCUGAACCUUGGCUCUUCAUCAACUCAUCAAAGUCAGGCGACUUUGACUACCCAGGUAACAUUACUGCCCAACUUUGGAAUUGUUUGUUUAUUCUAAAUAUGACUCCAUUACUGUAUUGGUUGAUGCAUUUCAGCUGAUAGAAGUUGGCCAUUUUGUGGACUAGAUCGCUUGUAAUUUGAUACCUGAUGAAAAAUCUGUUCAUAUUUAACUCUCAGAUGCAUUCGUCACCCACGGAGGGUAGGAUGCGUAAUAUU